AUGGCGUUUUUAGGAGUCGUCUCUCCUCCUUCCGAUGUAGUUUGUCUUGAUGAUUACACUCGAUUCACCUGGCUUUAUCUUAUGCCUCACCAUAGCCAGUUAUUGUCUAUUUAUCGCACUUUUUCUGCUAUGAUCCACACCCAGUUCUCUGCCUCUAUUAAGACCUUUCGAUCUGACUCUGGCGGUGAGUACACCUCUUACGCCUUUCGUGCCUUUUUGUCUUCUGAAGUUUCUUCCCCUCCUUUAUCUGUUGAGUCUCCUACAGUGUCUUCCCCUCCUCCCUCGCUUCCAUUUGCUCACCCACCUGUUCGCUUCACAUACCACCGCCGGGAUCCCGCGAGCCUCCAUCUCGGCCGGUUAUUUCCGACACCUCUCCCUACUAUCGAUCCAGCUCACGAGGUACCUACCGAGAAGCAGUUCGACUACCUGAGUGGAGGACUGCCAUGGCAGAGGAGCUUGAAGCUUUGA
This is a messenger RNA of Dioscorea cayenensis subsp. rotundata (Guinea yam), 468 nucleotides long. RefSeq lists its product as uncharacterized. NCBI's taxonomy places the organism in Eukaryota, Viridiplantae, Streptophyta, Magnoliopsida, Dioscoreales, Dioscoreaceae. Bases 1 to 468 code for a protein of 155 amino acids. The transcript is spliced from 4 exons. The record is from RefSeq and is a predicted model, not a curated record. Gene Ontology annotation, biological process: DNA integration. Gene Ontology annotation, molecular function: nucleic acid binding.